Molecule: messenger RNA, 3093 nt
Organism: Pediculus humanus corporis (human body louse)
Lineage: Eukaryota; Metazoa; Arthropoda; Insecta; Psocodea; Pediculidae
Product: DNA double-strand break repair Rad50 ATPase, putative
Exons: 17
Coding region: 1-3093 (1030 amino acids)
Biological process (GO): double-strand break repair via homologous recombination
Cellular component (GO): Smc5-Smc6 complex
Molecular function (GO): ATP binding; ATP hydrolysis activity
Source: RefSeq, a predicted model, not a curated record
AUGUCUGAUACUCCGAGAAAUGCUGGAGAAAUCGUCAGAAUUGAAACGUAUAAUUUUAUGUCUUAUGAUAAUUUCAAAAUUUAUCCUAGGAGUAACCUAAAUUUAAUAAUUGGUCCCAAUGGAACUGGGAAAUCAUCAAUUGUGUGUGCAGUACUACUUUGUAUUGGGGGAAAACUUAAAACAUUAGGUAGAGCUGAUCAUUUGAGCUCUUACAUAAAAAGUGGAUGUAAUGAAAGUAAAAUUGAAAUAGAAUUAUUUAAUCCAGAUGGUCCCAAUGAUGUCAUUACCAGAAAAUUUUUUACAAAUAAUCAUUCGGAAUUUUUUUUAAAUGGCAAGUCGAUAACUGGAAAGAAGUUGGAGCAACUAAGAUGUAAUUACAAAAUAGAACCUGACAAUUUAUGUACAUUUUUACCACAAGAAAGAGUUCAAGAUUUUGCCAAAUUAAAUUCUCAGCAAUUAUUAGAUCAAACUCAAAGAAUUAUCGGAAAUGGCGAAUUAAUACGACAAUUUGAAACGAUGAAAACUUUUCAAAAGGAAACAAUCGAUUUAGAAAAAAGAUUUGAAAUUUUACAAAUGGAACUUGAAAAAGAAAAACAAAAAAAUGAUAAAAUUAAAGAUCAGGUUAAAUUUUUUAAAGAGAAACAAAAAUUAAUCGAAAAGCUUGGAUUUUUAAAACAAAAACUAGCAUGGGUUACCUACUUACAAGAAAACAAUCGAAAAAAUAAAAUAAAUGAAAAAAUAAAAUUAGUCGAAAAAAUUUAUUUAGAACAUAACGAAUAUGUGGAUUACUGCGAUAAAGUACUUAAAGAAAUUAAUAACAGGAUAGAAUUAUUGGAACAGAAAAUAAAUGAAGUGAAAAAAAAUGAAGCGGGAAAAAAAAUAUUAGUGCAAGAAAGAAUAAAGAAAGCCAAAAGCGGUUUUAACGAAUUAAAAAAAUUUCAAAAUUUACUACAAUCGAAAUUAGAUGAAGAAAAUAAGAAAAAAAUCGAAUUGUUAAAUUAUAAAGAAAAUCAAGAAAAAUUACAAAACGAUUUAAAAAAUUUCGAUGAAGAAAUAGGAACGGAAUCGAAUUUAAAUUUACAAAUGAAAGAAAUAGAAAUGAAAUUUAAAAAACUUCACGAAGAAGAAAGUCGAUUAAAUCAUGAAAAAUUUAAUUUAGAAGAAAAUGGUGAUUCUAUUAAACAAGAUGUGAGAAAUAUAAGUCACGAAUGUAAAAUUCUUAAACAACGACAAAAUCAUCGUUUGGAAUAUUUGAAAAAAAACGAAACCGACGUUUGUAAAUCAAUGGAUUGGUUAAAAGAAAACCGGCAUUUGUUUAAAUCUCACAUAUAUAAUCCGAUCCUUUUAGAGAUAGACAUAACCGAUCCUACUAUGGCAAAAUAUAUAGAAUCGCGAAUAAAUUACAACGAUUUAAUUUCGUUUCUCUGCACAAAUCCCGACGAUUUAAAUUUAUUCGUACAAAAACUUAGAAAGGAAAAAAAUUAUAAAAUAAAUGUUAUAUGUUCGGACGUGAAUGAAAAUAGUCAAUACCAUUCCGAAAUCCCAAUCUCCGACUUGAAAAAUUAUGGUUUUUUUGCUUACCUUCAGGAUUAUAUUUCCGGACCUGAAGACAUAAUUCGUUUCUUGUGUAAAACGUAUAAAAUUCAUCGGGUUCCCAUUGGCGAUGAAAGAGUUAAAGAAAAUUGCGAAAAAAUUCCAAGAAGCAUUCCACUUUUUUUCUCCAAAGAUUAUGUUUUCACCGUUAAAUAUUCCGUUUACAGCGGGAGUAAAGCUUUAAACGUUAAAAAACUUCAACCUCCGAGAUUUUUUGGUCAAUCGACGGAUACUCAACGCAUAAAAUUUCUCCAAAAUAGGGAAAAAGAAUUGGAAGAAUCCCUGCAACGAAAUCGAUCGGAAGUGUCCGAAGUCGAUGAAAAAAUAACAAAGAUAAGAAUGGAAUUAAUGGAAGUCAAAGGAAAAAGGAGAGAGAUAGGAACUCACAUACAAAAAAGGGAAAUGAUAGAAAUGAAUUUGAAAAGAGCGAGCGGUCAUUGUAAAUCCUUGCAAAACACAUUGAAAAAUCCCGAUGAAAUCGUUAAAGAAAUGAACGAUCAGGAAGAAAACAUAAUUAAAAAUUUGAUUAAAAAUAUAAAAAAUUUAAAACGUGCCAAUGUCGAUUAUCAAAAUGUUAAAAUAAAUCGUUUAAAUAUCGAAUUGGAAUAUAAAAUGGACUCUUUUAGAAAAAUUAAAGAGCGUUUAAAAGAGAGCGAACGUAAAUGUGAACAGCUUAAAACGAGAGCGAAAACUCUUACGAAUAACAUAUCGAUAGAAGAAAAACGUUUUUCACAAUUUAAAAAAAUAUUUUCCGAAUUACCCAAAACGGUAAACGAACUCGAAUCGAAAAUGGAUGCCGUACAAGCAAAAAGUGAAUUUUUACAAGGAAACGUCGAAAUUUUGAACGAAUAUGAAAAAAGAGAAGAGAAAAUAUUUCAAAUGACGUCAUCAUUCGAAAGCAGUAGAAAAAAUAUAGAAGAUAGAAAAAGAGAAUUGACGAGAAUGCGAGGAGAAUGGUUGGAUCCGAUAAACGAACUCGUGUCGAAAAUAAAUAAAAGAUUUGAAAAAUAUUUCGAAGCCAUGGGAUGCGCGGGUGAAAUCAGUUUGGAUCAAGGCGGUGGUGGAGGAAAUCAAGAUGCGACGGCGGAUUUGGAUAAAUACGGAAUAAAGAUAAAAGUUAAAUUUAGAGACGGGAUACCUUUGGAAGAGCUCGGACGGUAUUUUCAAAGCGGCGGUGAAAGAGCCGUGACUACGGCCCUGUACAUGUUAGCUCUUCAAAAAAUCAUUUCCGUUCCCUUCAGGUUCAUCGACGAAAUCAAUCAGGGAAUGGAUCCCAUAAACGAAAAAAGAAUAAUUGAAAUAUUGAUGAAAGUAACAUCGCAAAAAAAUUCAAGUCAAUAUUUUUUUAUUACGCCAAAGUUAUUACCUAAUAUAAAAUACUCUGAAAAAUUAACAGUUCAUUGCAUAAAUAGCGGACCAUACGUCGAACCAUCUAGCAAAUGGAGUCGUCCGAAUUUAUUAUUAUAUCGUAGCGAAGAAGCAGAAGACGACAGCAGCUAA